AUCUCAGAGCAGCCAGGACUGGCCCUGCUGUCCAGGGCAGGGUGACCCCAUCCGGAACCUACAUCCUUCUAUGACUCCUCAGCUCCGCUCACCGUGCAGUUGGCAUUUGAUGCAGAGAAGCAUGGGUCAACGGAUCCCUCUCUCUGGCCCUGAGCCGUGAUCCCAUGGCCAUACAACUCUGUGGCUCCAUGUCCCCCCCAUUCCAGGAUCCUCCCUGGCCCCAUAACUGCUUGACCCCCACAGCCUCAUGACCCCUGACCUUCCAUGUGACCUUCCUGGACUCUGACCCCUGUGACUGUUUUUCUCAUCCCCUCCUGUGCCUCUGGUUCUGGCUCCCAUUGGGGGGUCUUGCUGGUCUGGACCUCCCCAGGAAGAUGUUGGGGAGGCUCUGGCCCCUCCUCCUAGGCACCCUUGCAGCCGCGGCAGUCCCUGGGCCCUCCCUGCGGAGACCGUCCCAAGAGCUGGAUGCCACCCCCCGGAUGACCAUUCCCUAUGAAGAGCUCUCUGGGACCCGGUAUUUUCAGGCCCAAGCCCAGAACUACUCCACACUACUCCUGGAGGAGGCCUCAGCAAGACUGCUGGUGGGAGCUCGAGGUGCCCUGUUCUCGCUCAGCGCCCACGACAUAGGAGACGGGGCGCACAAAGAGAUCCACUGGGAGGCCUCCCCAGAGAUGCAAAGCAAAUGUCAUCAAAAAGGGAAGAACAACCUGACAGAGUGCUUCAACCACGUGCGCUUCCUGCAGCGGCUCAACGCCACCCACCUCUACGCAUGUGGGACUCAUGCCUUCCAGCCCCUGUGUGCCGCCAUUGAUGCCGAGGCCUUCGCCUUGCCGAGCAGCUUCGAGGAGGGGAAGGAGAAGUGCCCUUAUGACCCAGCCCGUGGCUUCACUGGCCUCAUCAUUGAUGGAGGCCUCUACACGGCCACACGGUAUGAAUUUCGGAGCAUUCCUGACAUCCGCCGGAGCCGCCACCCACACUCUCUGAGAACUGAGGAGGCCCCCAUGCACUGGCUCAAUGACGCUGAGUUUGUGUUCUCUGUGCUGGUGCGGGAGAGUGAGGCCAGUGCGGUGGGCGACGACGACAAGGUUUAUUACUUCUUCACGGAGCGCGCCGCUGCCGAGGAAGGCUCCAGCAGCUUCAGCCCGAGCCGCAGCAGUCACCGAGUGGCCCGUGUGGCCCGCGUGUGCAAGGGAGAUCUGGGAGGGAAGAAGAUCCUGCAGAAGAAGUGGACAUCCUUCCUGAAGGCCCGCCUCAUCUGCCACAUCCCCCAGUACGAGAAGCUGCGUGGGGUCUGCAGUCUGGACGCUGAGCACUCAGCCCGCACCCACUUCUACGCAGCCUUCACGCUGACCACACAGUGGAAGACCCUGGAGGCAUCGGCCAUCUGCCGCUAUGACCUGGCUGAGGUGCAGGCUGUCUUCUCGGGACCCUACAUGGAGUACCAGGAUGGCACCCGGCGGUGGGGCCGCUAUGAGGGCGGGGUCCCUGAGCCUCGUCCUGGCUCGUGCAUCACAGAUUCGCUGCGCAGUCGGGGCUACAACUCAUCCCAAGACUUGCCGUCCCUGGUGCUGGACUUCGUGAAGUUGCACCCGCUGAUGGCCCGGCCCGUGGUGCCCACACGUGGACGGCCCCUGCUGCUCAAGCGCAGCGUGCGCUACACACACCUCACAGGGACACCAGUUCCCACCCCUGCCGGGCCCACCUAUGACCUGCUCUUCCUGGGCACAGCUGAUGGCUGGAUCCACAAGGCCGUAGUCCUGGGCUCGGGGAUGCACAUUAUUGAAGAGACACAAGUAUUCAGGGAGCCCCAGUCAGUGGAGAAUCUAGUCAUCUCCCUGAGGCAGCACAGCCUGUAUGUGGGCGCCCCAAGUGGCGUCAUUCAGCUGCCACUGUCCACCUGCUUCCGCUACCGGUCCUGCUAUGACUGCAUCCUGGCCCGAGACCCCUACUGUGGCUGGGACCCCAGCAACCAUUCCUGUGUGGCAGCCACCACCGCAGCAAACAGAACAUCGCUGAUACAGGACAUAGAGAGAGGCAACCGAGGUUGCGAAGGCAGCCGCGAUCCAGGGCCACCACCUCCACCGAAGACCCGCUCUGUGCUCCGGGGUGACGAUGUCCUCCUGCCCUGUGACCAGCCGUCCAAUCUGGCCCGCGCUUUGUGGCUGCUCAAUGGGAGCAGGAGCCUGAGCGACGGGCAGGAUGGCUACCGUGUGGGUGUCGAUGGGCUGCUGGUGACAGACACGCAGCCCGAGCACAGUGGCAGCUAUGGCUGCUUUGCGGAGGAGAACGGCCUACGAUCCCUGCUGGCCUCCUACAGUCUCAUCGUCCGGCCAGCCACUCCUGCCCCAGCUCCGCAAGCCCCUGCCACAAAAGAGGCCCGCCUGGCCCCAGACGUGAGGCUGCUGUAUGUGCUUGCCAUCGCGGCCCUCGGUGGCCUCUGCCUCAUCUUGGCCUUCUCCCUCCUCUAUGUGGCUUGUCUGCGUGGAGGUGGACGAGGCCGCCGCCGGAAAUACUCGCUGGGCCGCGCUGGCCGGGCGGGGGGCUCUGCCGUGCAGCUGCAGACAGUCUCAGGCCAGUGUCCUGGAGAGGAAGACGAAGGUGACGAUGGGGAGGGGGCUGGAGGCCUGGAGGGGAGCUGCCUCCAGAUCAUUCCUGGGGAAGGCGCCCCGGCCCCGCCGCCCCCGCCGCCCCCACCCCCACCUGCUGAGCUGACCAAUGGGCUGGUGGCACUGCCCAGCCGGCUUAGAAGGAUGAAUGGCAACAGCUAUGUGCUCCUGAGGCAGAGCAACAAUGGAGUGCCAGCAGGGCCCUGCUCCUUUGCUGAGGAGCUCAGCCGCAUCCUGGAGAAGAGGAAGCACACGCAGCUCGUAGAGCAGCUAGAUGAGAGCUCUGUCUGAGCCUGGCCUCCCCAGCAAAUGCUCUUCCUGCCUGCCCCGGGCUGGGCCGCUGCCUCCCCACACAGCCACCCCUCCACACCCGCACUCCACGCCACCUCCCAACUGUGCCGUCUCAGUAGGGCUACCAGUUAGGCCCAGCCAAAGCCCCCUCCUGUCUCCAAGACCCACACGGGAGCAGCCCAGGCCCACCGGUGCUCCUCAAAGGUAGGUGCUCCUUUGGGACCAGGUACUCUGCAGACCCAGACCCGUUUCCUGCGCCCUUAACCUAAUGCUUUGGAGGCCUCCAUUCUCCUGUCCUAUUGUCUGCCCAACCUUUCCUCUUCCUCCCAGGUAGGGCUCUGCAGGUCGAGAUGGCCUCAGUGUCACCACCCUCUGCAUGUCCCUGUGUGCUGGAUGCUCCUGAAGCCACACAAAAGCUCUGCCAACCACUUGAGCCUUGCCUACAUUCACAUGUACACAUGGCAGAACGCAUCAGUGGGCUGUAGGCCCCCCCGUGUUCUCCCUAGGCACUCUUGCAUUUCAUCCUGGAUUUGGGGUGCCCUCCUGAUUGUCACAUCCCUGCUAGCACUUCCCUGACCCAGUCCUAUGUGGUGACCCCACUGGCAAGAGCUUGAGAACAGCCAGCUGGGAGGUAAGGUAGAGUCAUGCCCUCCUCUUCCUUCUUGUGCAGCCUUUGCGAGUCGGCCUACCCAUUCCCCUCGGUCACACAGAAGAGUGACAGACCGACCUCCGGGCAUGUCCCUUCCCAUGCAUCUGUGGUUCAUGUGCUAACAUUUCCACCCUUGUGCACCUUCUGAGCCUCCCCUUGCUGCCAGACUUGUGUCUGUUGGGUUAGGUCCAUGGACAUUUCAAAGGGAGACUCCCCCUCCCGUUUUGCUGUCCUUGGAGACCCUUCCCUGGAUGGGUGACCAACACUGCACUCAAUGAGCCAGCCUUUCUGGGGACCAAGCAUUUGCUUCCCCUAGACCAGAGCAGGGGAAAGAACCGUCUCACCUGGCACACAAAGCCCGUUCUUGGAACUAUGCAAAGGGCAGAGGCUGGGAGUUUGGAUGCUUGGCUCCCAUUUCUGUCCUACCUCACCGGGGCACUUUCAAAGUCCACGGGCCUCUGAAAUCUCCAGGCCCAUAUGGGACAAUCAGUCCAGACUGAGCUCCCCCGUUGCCUUUGGGUGAGGAUGACUGUUAUUUUUGUAGCUGAGAACGUGGAAUCCCACGAGUUUUUACUGCCCUUCACCCAACCUCUCCCACCUCCACCCCACAAUGAAUGUAUUUAUUGUGAGAACGGCUGCUCUUCUUUGGAAUGCCCUCACUCAGCCCCCGGUGGGUGGGACAGGCAUGUGACAGCGUGGAGCCUGGGCUCAGCUCCUCCCCUGACUGAUGUUGGUUAAUAAACACCCUCUUUCCCCAGA
This is a messenger RNA of Chinchilla lanigera (long-tailed chinchilla), 4305 nucleotides long. It is a transcript of the gene Sema4g, whose product is annotated as sema domain, immunoglobulin domain (Ig), transmembrane domain (TM) and short cytoplasmic domain, (semaphorin) 4G. The record is from RefSeq and is a predicted model, not a curated record. NCBI's taxonomy places the organism in Eukaryota, Metazoa, Chordata, Mammalia, Rodentia, Chinchillidae. Gene Ontology annotation, molecular function: semaphorin receptor binding; chemorepellent activity. Gene Ontology annotation, biological process: negative regulation of axon extension involved in axon guidance; axon guidance; neural crest cell migration.